CCGCGGAGACCUCCGGGCGGUGAUCGGCGCCCGGGAAUGCGGCUGUGAAGGGGCCGAGCUGCAGCCCAGCGGGAGGAGACCCCGGGACGCCGGAAAUAACCAUCUGGAAGCUGCAGGGAAGGGGUGGGGGGCAGAGCCUUCUUCAUUCAGUUGUGUGCCUUGAAGGGAUUCUCUCUUUUUUUUUUUUGAAUCGUUCUUUUGAAAGAAACAUUUCCGCGCUACUGUCUGUCAGCGUCUCGGGAGACCGCAGCCCGAACCACCGGAACGUAACUGGAAGCAGACCGGAGCAGGAGCCGCGCGUCCCUGCAGCGCCCGGCCCCCGCGCCACCUCGGCACAGGACCGCAUCUCGGGCGGCCGCGGGGCUCCCGCCAAACUUCGGGGCGGGCGGAGCGGGCUGGGGUGCCGAAGGGACGCUUGAGACGGCGGGCGGCCCCCUCACCAUGAUGUUUCGCGACCAGGUCGGGGUGCUGGCGGGCUGGUUUAAGGGCUGGAACGAAUGCGAGCAGACUGUUGCGCUGCUGUCGCUGCUCAAGCGCGUGAGUCAGACCCAGGCCCGCUUCCUCCAGCUCUGCCUGGAGCACUCGCUGGCCGACUGCGCCGAGCUGCACGUCCUCGAAGGCGAGGCCAACAGCCCCGGAAUCAUUAACCAAUGGCAACAAGAAUCCAAGGAUAAAGUGAUUUCCCUCCUCUUAGCUCACCUGCCUUUGCUGAAGCCAGGGAACCUCGACGCUAAAGUAGAGUAUAUGAAACUGCUGCCCAAAAUCCUGGCGCACUCCAUUGAACACAGCCAGCACAUCGAAGAGAGUAGGCAACUGCUGUCCUAUGCGUUGAUACACCCGGCCACCUCGUUGGAAGACCGCAGCGCUCUAGCCAUGUGGCUGAACCACUUGGAGGACCGCACGUCGACCAGCUUCAGCGGCCAGAACCGAGGCCGCUCAGACUCUGUGGAUUAUGGACAGACACACUACUAUCACCAAAGACAGAACUCCGACGACAAGCUCAACGGGUGGCAGAACUCUCGGGAUGCUGGGAUUUGCAUCAACACCUCCAACUGGCAGGACAAAAGCCUGGGGUGUGAGAAUGGCCACGUGCCCCUCUACUCCUCCUCGUCCGUCCCCACCACGAUCAAUACGAUUGGAACCAGCACAAGUACAAUUCUCUCAGGCCAGGCACACCACAGCCCUUUGAAACGAUCUGUGUCCCUUACCCCACCCAUGAAUGUGCCAACCCAGCCUCUAGGACAUGGAUGGAUGUCUCAUGAGGACUUACGAGCUAGAGGAGCCCAGUGCCUCCCCUCCGAGCAUGCCCCCCUGUCUCCACAAAGCAGUGUAGCCUCUUCAGGAAGUGGUGGGAGUGAGCACUUAGAAGAUCAGACCACUGCUCGUAACACAUUCCAAGAAGAAGGUAGUGGUAUGAAAGAUGUUCCAGCCUGGUUGAAAAGCCUCCGCCUGCACAAGUACGCCGCGCUUUUCUCCCAGAUGACCUACGAGGAGAUGAUGGCCCUCACUGAGUGCCAGCUGGAGGCCCAGAACGUUACCAAAGGUGCAAGACACAAAAUUGUCAUCAGUAUUCAGAAGCUCAAAGAAAGACAGAGCCUCCUGAAGUCUCUGGAAAGGGACAUCAUCGAGGGGGGCAACCUGCGCCUCCCACUCCAGGAGCUGCACCAGAUGAUCCUGACGCCCAUCAAGGCCUACGGCUCCCCGAGCACCACCCCAGAGGCCCGUCGCCAUGAGCCCCAGGGCCCCCACCAGCCUUCACUGAUGGGCCCUGAGAGCCAGAGCCCUGACUGCAAGGACAGUGCUGGGGGGCCCGGCGCCACGGCCACCACCUCAGCCGGGGCCAGCGGCGGCCUCCCGCCUCACCAGCUGAGCAGCUGUGACGGGGAACUGGCCGUGGCCCCUCUCCCGGAGGGCGAUCUCCCCGGACAGUUCACGCGUGUCAUGGGCAAAGUGUGCACCCAGCUCUUGGUCUCCAGGCCGGAUGAGGAGAAUAUAAGCUCCUACCUACAGCUCAUAGACAAAUGUCUGAUUCACGAGGCAUUUACAGAGACGCAGAAAAAGAGAUUGUUGUCAUGGAAACAGCAGGUGCAGAAGCUCUUUCGGUCUUUCCCUCGGAAAACGCUUCUAGACAUAUCAGGAUAUCGACAGCAAAGAAAUCGUGGCUUUGGACAGUCCAAUUCCCUCCCAACUGCCGGCUCGGUGGGCAGCGGCAUGGGCAGACGGAACCCACGCCAGUACCAGAUCCCCUCACGGAAUAUCCCUUCCGCCCGGCUUGGACUCUUGGGCACCAGUGGAUUCGUCAGCUCCAGCCAGCGCAACACCCCUGCCAACCCCACCAUCAUGAAACAAGGAAGACAGAACCUCUGGUUUGCCAACCCCGGGGGCAGCAACAGCAUGCCCAGCCGGACCCACAGCUCAGUCCAAAGGACCCGCUCUCUGCCCGUGCACACUUCUCCACAGAACAUGCUGAUGUUCCAGCAGCCAGCAGAAUUCCAGCUUCCUGUGACUGAACCUGACAUCAACAACAGGCUGGAGUCCUUGUGCCUCAGUAUGACCGAACACGCCCUGGGAGAUGGGGUGGACCGGACCUCCACCAUCUAGACGCCGAAGAUGAGAAGGACAGCGCUGGCCGUGAAAUCGACUGCUGCGGGUCCAGUGUCAGCCAUCUUCAGGGUUGCUCAGAAUCUCCCAGGAUCCUUUGCAGCCUUUUUUGUUUUUUUGGUUGUUGUUCCCGGUCCCUCUCCCAUUUUGAUUUUGCGAGAGCGUAGGUCGUCCUUGUAAACAUAUCAGUAGACCUGG
This is a messenger RNA of Echinops telfairi (small Madagascar hedgehog), 2799 nucleotides long. It is a transcript of the gene SAMD4A, whose product is annotated as sterile alpha motif domain containing 4A. NCBI's taxonomy places the organism in Eukaryota, Metazoa, Chordata, Mammalia, Afrosoricida, Tenrecidae. Gene Ontology annotation, cellular component: P-body. The record is from RefSeq and is a predicted model, not a curated record. Gene Ontology annotation, molecular function: translation repressor activity; mRNA binding; protein binding. Gene Ontology annotation, biological process: nuclear-transcribed mRNA poly(A) tail shortening; negative regulation of translation; regulation of mRNA stability. The transcript is spliced from 13 exons. The coding region runs from base 442 to 2601 and encodes 719 amino acids.